This is a messenger RNA of Akanthomyces muscarius, 1692 nucleotides long. RefSeq lists its product as uncharacterized. Gene Ontology annotation, molecular function: ubiquitin protein ligase activity; metal ion binding. Lineage: Eukaryota; Fungi; Ascomycota; Sordariomycetes; Hypocreales; Cordycipitaceae. Gene Ontology annotation, biological process: protein polyubiquitination. The coding region runs from base 1 to 1692 and encodes 563 amino acids. The record is from RefSeq and is a predicted model, not a curated record. The transcript is spliced from 3 exons.
AUGCCCCCCGAGUAUCGCCAUGCCCGCAGCUCCAGCAUGAGCAUCGCCAACUCCUCCUCCCGGCCGACCUCCUCCGUCAUGCCCAGGAGUCCUCCCAACACCUCCCAUGUUCCCUGCAAGUUUUACCGUCAAGGCGCCUGCCAGGCUGGCAAUGCCUGUCCUUUCAGCCAUGAGCUUGGUGUCGCUUCCGAAACCGUCUGCAAAUACUUUGCCAAGGGUAAUUGCAAGUUCGGCCCCAAGUGCGCAAACAUGCACGUCCUCCCCGACGGCCGCCGAGUCAACUACGGCAAAAAUGGCUUCACCAUCAUAACCGCUCCCCUCGGCGCCAGCCCCGCAGGUCCGACCUCCCCGACGCCAGCUGCCAGCAGCCCCUACAACCAAUCCUCCGCCAGCGCCCUCACGACAUCACUAUACGAAGCCGAUCAGUCCGGCUUCCCCAGCUACCUCAACGAGAGCCGUCAGCAGCUCCACGAACACCAGCUGACCCUCGACAACGGCCACUCAUCAGAGUCUCCCUUUGCCUUUCCCGAAAGCUACGGCUCCCCCCGCGAUGGUUUUGCUUUCUCUCCUGCUAACGGCAAGGGACUCUCCAUUCUUGACGCACCAAUGCCCGCUUCUUUUGACUCAAAUGGCAUCUCCAACGCUGCCCGUUUUCCCGCAGCCCCAUGGCCCUCGUCGGUUCCCUCCAAGUUUGGCCUCGAAUCUCCCUCGGCUUCCCUCAGCAACGCCAAGGACUCUCGGACAUCUGAUACUCUCAAACUCCUGCACAACUCUGCCUUUGGCUCUUCGGACCAGUUCUUUACCGCCGGCAGCCCUCCGAGCUCGAACCCAUUCGGAAGCGAAGAAUACUUUGGCAAGCGAGCCAUGCACUCGUCAAGAUAUGCAAAGCCCAAGAUGCUCAGCUCCAGUGUGCCAAAGACAAACGUCGAUCGCGAUUGGGAGGCUGGCUUUGCCUUCGGCGACGAGGGCGACAACGGGCCAGAGAAUUACGUGCCGGAGAAUCUCCAAGAUCUUCUAACGCCCGCGGAAAAGGCUAGAAGAGGUUCCAUGCGAGGGGAGAAUGACGUCAACAUCGAGACCCUCACCAAAUAUGGAAGUCCCAUGGCCUCUAGUCCUAGCCGUUGGGGUUCUCUUUUCCAGCGCCAAAAGGAGGAGGAGGAGCUAUCCCGCUCUGCGCGAAACGCAGCGUCUCCUUUCGGCCAUGUCGGUAGCCCUUUGCGCAAUUCAACCCUCGCUCAAGAGAUGGGUGGGGAAGCUUUUGGCACCAGUGCGCCUGGACGGCCGUCGUCCAUGAGAAUUGGAAGCGACUCCAUGUCUGUCCUCUCUCAGCAGCUUCAGCGCAGUCGGAUUGACGACGCCACCACCAGCUCCAGCCCGCGCUUACAUCCCGCGUCAGCAAGGACAGGAGGUUCCAACUCGGCUGGAAAGGACCGUGCCAUGGAACGGCAUGUUUCUACCGGCAGCAUCAGCUCGUCUGUCACUGGCCGCUUCACCACUCCCAUCGACGAGGAAGACCCUGAUUUCGUGUUCAGCAUGGAAGAGGACGACCCGGUUGCUGCGGCGCGUAUGCGUAAGCGAGCUUCCGCUGGUCUUGGUAUGAGCAGUUUCAACAGCUAUGCUGGUGCCGUCACUGGCAAAGGCCAAGAUGGCAAGACCAAGGAGACCAAGAACACGACGACUAACGGUCGGUGA